UCAAACAAAUCAAUUCGGGUUUUGAGUGUAUGAACAAAAGAGCAUUAGAUCUUGGCCUUCAGAGCAUGGUUGUGAAUGCACCUGCCGCUGUUGCUCAUACUUCCAUUGAGACGGAUUCGUUCAGUCUUGAUCCAAUCUUUAUUGGAAGAGAGGAUGAUGUGCCUAAACUAGUUCACAUGCUCACCGAGGUCCAGGAUGAUCGGAUCUUUUCCACGGUCGCCCUCGUCGGAAUGGGGGGUAUGGGGAAGACUACAUUGACUAGGAAAGUCUUUAAUCACGAAAGCUUAAAGGCUCGAUUCGGAUCACUUAUUUGGGUUCAUGUUUCCCAAACUUUUGAUCCAAUCAGUCUUUUCAAAACAAUUCUUUCAGCAUUGGCUUCAGAUAUUGGUGAUGGAGUUGAGAGCAGGGAACUAAUCCUGAAAAGGCUUCAAGAAGUUCUCAAGUCUAAAACAUAUCUUCUUGUUCUUGAUGAUCUAUGGAAUGAAGAUAUAUCUAAUUGGGAAGACUUUAUAAACUCUAUAAUGGGAGUUACUUCUACAAAGGGUAAUGGCAUUAUCAUCUCCACUCGGAGUCAAAAGGUUGCUUCAGUUGUUAACUCAUUUCAUAUUCAUCAUUUGAAUGGCUUAUCAGAUGAAGAUUGUUGGUCCAUAAUCAAAGCCAAAACUUUUGAUGAAAAUGGUGAGGUUCCAUCAGAAUUUGAGAUGAUUGGAAGAAAGAUUGCUAAAAAAUGUCAGGGUUUGCCAUUAGCUACCAAUGUAGUUGGGGGAGUGCUUCGUGGUAAGUCCGAAGAAGAGUGGCGCUUCAUCAAUGAAAAUUGGGUUUCACAUGGUGAAGGAGGUGAUAAUAUCUCAAAAAUAUUGAAAAUGAGCUUUGAUCAUCUAUCUUCACCGUCGCUCAAGAAGUGCUUCUUGUUUUGUUCGAUUUUCCCAAAAGGUUGGGAAAUUGAGAAGCAUGACUUAAUUGAACUAUGGAUGGCCGAAGGCUUUCUUCAACCAAGCCGAAUAAAUGACAUGGAGUCUGUGGGCAACAUGUUUUUUAAUGUGCUUAUACAAAACUCUUUAUUGCAAGCUGCAUAUAAAUAUGAGUAUGGAAAUGUUACAAAGUGUGUGAUGCAUGAUCUUGUGCAUGAUCUUGCAUAUUCAGUCUUAUCCAAUAAUGAAGAUGACGGCACUCCAGUUCGAUACAUGUUUCUCAACGAAGAUUCAAGUCCUCUUCCGAAAAAAGUGGCAAAGCAUUUGCGUACAUUAUUCUUGCGUGGUGAAACUUCUGGUACGAAGUUCUCAGACUUUGAAUGUUUGCAUAAUCUUACUCUUUCUGGUGAGGGUAACAAAGAGUUGCCCAAUUCCAUUAGGGGGUUGGUACAUUUGAGAAAUUUGAAUAUUUCCGAUUCAAAUAUUGUAAAGUUGCCGAAAUGGAUUAGUGAACUCCAUCACUUGCAAACAUUAAGAGCAUGCUGGUACACAGAACUGCCAAGUACAUUAAGGUAUAUGUUUAACUUAAGGCAUCUUCAUAUUCAUUCUCGUUCAAAGUUGCCGGCAGAGAUUGGGAGAUUGACGAAUCUCCAAACGCUCCCUCACUUCACAGUGGGCAAAGAGAAGGGCUACCAAAUUGAAGAGCUCAGAAGUUUGAAGAAUCUCAAAGGAACACUAGCGAUACGUAAUUUGGAGAUGGUGCGUGAUAAGGAAGAGGCUAUGAAAGCAAAUAUGUUUCAAAGGCCAAAUUUAUUUGAUUUGGUGUUUGAAUGGAGUGAUGAUAGAGAAGAUGAAAGAAACGAUGAGAGUGUGUUGGAAGGCCUCCAACCUCAUGCUAAUCUGAAAAAGUUGAAUAUUUCAAGAUUCAAAGGAGAAAGAUUUCCAACAUGGGCUGAGAAGAUGGCAGUAAGUGAUGGGCCUCAAGGCUCUUGGAUACCGCUUGCCAACUUGAUUAAAUUUACACUCUCCAAUUGCUCGGAAAUUGAUGAAAUCCCAGCGCUGGAGCACUUGCCUAAUCUCAAGUCUCUUUCUUUGAAAAAAUUGAAGAAGGUGAGGCUCAUAAAUGCUUCGUUCAAUCAUUUAACGUCACUAGAAAUAACAGAGUUAGAGGCAUUAGAAUUUCUGCCAGAAUGGUUAUUCUAUAACAAUCAUAAUCUCUCAUAUUUGAAUAUUUCCAGAUGUUGUGUGUUGAGAGAAUUACCAGAAGGAUUGGACACCCUCAAUUCUCUGCAGAGUUUGAGUAUUUGGGGUUGUGAAAAUCUGAAGUCGAUUGGGAAUCCAAGUUGUGGAGCACGGCAAUCACAAGGGAUCCUUCGUUCGCUGAGUAUUGGAAGGUGCGUAGAGCUGAUGGAAUUGCCUUGUGAAAUGCUAGAGUCGUGGGCCCCUACAAUUGAGGAACUUCAAUUGGUUGAAUUAAGGAGGCUAAAGAAUCUACCAAUGCUAAUUGACUGCCUCGCUAAAUCAUCUACUCGUCUCACAUUGUUGAGCAUUUUAGGUGUUCCUAAAUUGAAGGCUGCUAGUAUUGGUAGUGUUGUGAGUUGGGAUCUUAGCAGCUUGUACUUUUUAAGCAUAGAUGUGAGUGUGGAAUGGUCAAGAGAGGAUAGUGUUGGCAUUGCAAAGAUUGUGGAUGAGAUGCUGCAAAGAUGCUGCAACUCACUUAAGGUGAUAUAUUUUCAGGGGGUGGAAAAUUGGGAGUGGCUGCCCCAAUCAAUUCAAAAUCUCACUGUUCUUUUUUCGUUAGAGUUGGAGAAUAUAGGAGUAGAUGAAUUGCCCCAAUGGUUGGGGAAUCUCUCAUCUCUAAAAUAUUUAUCUCUAAAUAGUUGCAACAAGUUGAAGUGUCUGCCCUAUGUGGAUGCAAUGAACCACCACACCAAAUUAGAAAAGUUGAAUAUUAGAGAUUGCCAGGAACUACAUAUUGAUUCGGAGUGGCGCAACCACCAUCCCCGUAUUGAAAUCAAGGUCAAUAACCGGCCCGUUUACUUUGUUAUCCACAUGUUUACAAUUCAAACACUCAUCUUCGGAAAGAAAAAAAAAAAUCAAAAAACCAUUUUCUCUCAUACUGCAUAUCUCUUCUGCAAAACCAUGGAUGGAGGUUCAGCAGCCAUUGAAGUUCUUCUCCAAAACCUCAUCAACGCUAUAAAGGAAGAGUACUCUCUAAUUCGAGAUCUCAACGAAGAUGCCCAACAGCUGCAGAAGACAUUGGCGCUGAUUCUAGCCUUCUUGAGCGAUGCAAAGAAGAAAUUUAUCGCUGAAGAUGCUGUCAAGGUCUGGCUGAGGGAGCUCGAAGCUCUGGCUUUCGAUGCUGAUAAUGUCUUGGACGAACUCAGCUACCAUCGUCUCCACAAAGAAGUGAAGAGAAUGAUGGCAACCAAAGCCAAGGAUAAGGUACUAUCAUUUUUCACAUCCUUUAAUGGCAUUUCACGUCGGCUUAAUAUGGCUCAUACAAUCAAACAAAUCAAUGCUACUUUUGAGUGUAUGAACAAAAAAGCUUUAGAUCUUGGCCUUAAGGAUAUAAUUCGUAAUGCACCUGUUGCUGUUGCUAAUACUUCCACUGAGACGGAUUCGUUGAGUCUUGAUCAAAUCUUUGUUGGAAGAGAUGAUGAUGUGCCUAAACUAGUUCACAUGCUCACCCACACCCACCCACAAGAAGUCUCCAUCGUUGCUCUUGUUGGAAUGGGGGGUAUGGGGAAGACUACGUUGGCUAGGAAGGUCUUUAAACAUGGAAGCGUAAAGGCUCGAUUUGGAUCACUUAUUUGGGUUCAUGUUUCUCAAACUUUUGAUCCAAUCAGUCUUUUCAAAAAAGUCCUCUCGGCAUUGAGUUCAGAUAUUGGUGGAGUUGAGAAAAGGGAAGAUAUCGUAAACAGGCUUCGAGAAGAUCUCAAGAACAAAACUUAUCUUCUUGUUCUUGAUGAUGUAUGGAAUGAAGAUAUUUUGAAAUGGGACGACUUUAUAAAUUCCAUACGAGGAGCUACUUCCACUAAAGGAAAUGGCAUUAUCAUCACCACCAGGAGUGAAAAAGUUGCAUCAACUGUUGGCCCAAUUCAUGUUCAUCAUCUGAAUGGCUUAUCGGAUGAAGAUUGUUGGUCCAUAAUCAAAGCUAAAACAUCAGUUGGAAAUGGUGCACUCGAGAUGAUUGGAAGAAAGAUUGCUAAAAGAUGUCAGGGUUUGCCCUUAGCUGCCAAUGUAGUCGGGGGAGUGCUUCGCGGUAAGUUUGAAGAGGACUGGCGCAUCAUCAACGAAAAAUGGCUUUCAGAUGCUGAAGGAGGUGACAAUAUCUCAAAAAUAUUGAAAUUGAGCUAUGAUCACCUCUCUUCACCAUCACUCAAGAAGUGUUUCACGUUUUGUUCAGUUUUCCCCAAAGGUCAGAAAAUCGUGAAAGAGGAGUUGAUUGAACUAUGGAUGGGAGAAGGGUUUCUUCAACCAAGCCAAAGAGAUGAUAUGGAGUCUGUGGGCAACAUGUUUUUUAAUGUGCUUCUACAAAACUCUUUGUUGCAAGUUGUGAACAAAGAUGAUUAUGGAAAUGUUUCGGAGUGUGUGAUGCAUGAUCUUGUGCAUGACGUUGCAUCUUCUGACUUAUCCAAUAAUGCAGAUGACAAUACCCCUGCUCGAUACAUGUUUCUGAAAAAGGAAUCAAGUCCUAUGCAAAAAAAUGUGGCCAAGCACUUGCGUACAUUAUUCUUGGAAGGUGGAACUUCUUGUACUAAGUUCUCAGGCUUUGAAUGUUUGCAUAAUCUUACUCUUUCUGGGGAUUAUAAAGAGAUACCUGAUUCAGUUAGAGGGUUGGUACAUUUGAGAAAUUUGAAUAUUUCAAAUACAAAAAUUGUAAAGUUGCCGAAAUGGAUUGGUGAACUCCAUCUUUUGCAAACAUUAAGAGUAAACAUAUGGAGGUUAGAGAAACUGCCAAGUACGCUCAAGUACAUGUUUAACUUAAGGCAUCUUCAUAUCUAUUCAGAUACAAAGUUUCCGGCGGAGAUUGGGAAAUUAACUAGUCUCCAAACACUACCUUACUUCAGAGUAGGCAAAGAGAAGGGCUACCAAAUUGAAGAGCUCGGAAGUUUGGAGAAUCUCAAAGGAAUGUUAAAGAUUAGUAAUUUGGAGGAGGUGUGUGAUAAGGAAGAUGCCCUGAAAGCAAAUAUAGCUCAGAAACCAAACUUAUUUCAUUUGGCGUUUCGAUGGAGUGAUGAUAGAGAAGAUGAAAGAAAUGAUGAGAGUGUAUUGGAAGGCCUCCAACCUCAUAAAAAUCUGAAGAAAUUGAAAAUUUCAAGAUUCAGAGGCAAAAGGUUUCCAGCAUGGACUGAGAAGAUGGCAGUACGUGAUGGGCCUCAUGGCUCUUGGGUACCGCUUGCCAACGUGAUUGAAAUAAAACUCUCCGAGUGCUCAGAAAUUGAGGAAAUCCCAAGGUUGGAGCACUUGCCUAAUCUCAAGUCUCUUUCUUUGAAAGGAUUGAAGAAGGUGAGGCUCAUAAAUACAUCAUUCAAUCAUUUAACAUCACUCAAAAUAGAAGAGUUAGAUAUGUUGGAAUAUCUGCCAGAAAGGUUAUUCUAUAACAAUCAGAAUCUCUCAUGUUUGGAAAUAUGCAUCUGUGGUGUGUUGAAGGAAUUACCGGAUGGCUUGGACACCCUCAAUUCUCUAGAGAUUUUGAGAAUUUGGUAUUGUGAGAAUCUGAAGUCGAUUGGAAAUCCUAGCGGUGGAGUACGACAAUCACAAGGGAUCCUUCGUGAGCUGAGUAUUGCAGAAUGCGGAGAGCUGAUUGAAUUGCCAUGUCAAAUGCUAGAGUCGUGGGCGCCUACAGUCGAGGAUCUUGAAUUGGAAGCUUUAGGGAGCCUAGAGAAUCUACCAAUGCUAAUUGACUGCCUCGCUAAAUCAUCUACUCGUCUCACAAGAUUGAAAAUCAAAGAUGUUCCUAAAUUGAUGGCUGCUAGUAAUGAUAGUGUUGAGAGUUGGGAUCUUAGCAGCUUGAAAACAUUAGAUAUAGAUGUGAGUGUGGAAUGGUCCAGCGAGGCUAGUGCUGGCAUUGCGGUGACUGUGGAAGGGAUGCUGCAAGGAUGCUGCAACUCACUUACUGACUUACAAUUGAAGGGGGUGGCAAAUUGGGAGUGGCUGCCCCAAUCAAUUCAAAAUCUCGCUUUUCUUUAUUCGUUAACGUUGAAGAAUAUAGGAGUAGAAGAAUUGCCUCAAUGGUUGGGGAACCUCUCAUCUUUGAGGGAUGUAUUUCUAUGUAGUUGCAUCAAAUUGAAGCGCCUGCCCUCUGUGGAUGCAUUGAAGCACCUCACUAAAUUUGAAAGGUUAUAUAUUGCUGAUUGCCCAGAACUACGUAUUGAUUCGGAAUGGCGCAGCCACCAUCCCAAUCUGGAAAUCAAAGACGAUUUGCAAUUUGUACAAAUCUCUGGACUUCUAUAGAGUGAUGUUGUCACCGUCAUCAUCCUCAUCGUCGUGGUGUGAGAGGACGUUUGAGGAAUAAAAAUUCGGUCAGAGACUUUUACCCGGCCCGGUGAUUUGUCUAGCCAAUUGUUGCCCAGCUGUUGGCUUGUUCAUUCAAGCGCAAAUUUCAGUUUUGAAUGCAGUUUUCUCAAUUAUUCGGUAGACGAAAAAAGGGAGACUUAAGGAGAAAAACACGAGGAAGGAGGAAGACGAGAAAACUUGAGAAGAUGCGCACCAACUCCGGAAGGCACAUUGAUCUUCACAUCGAGCUCUCCAUGAUUUUACUGAUUUUGAUUAUUUGUAGUGUUUGUUUUGGAUGAUUAGUUGGUUUUUUUAUGUUGUUCCGACAUGAAUCUAGACAAAUUUUAUGGACAAACUCUUAUUGAUCUUAGUUAUUCUUUGGGU
Salvia hispanica is the source of this 6797-nucleotide messenger RNA. RefSeq names its product putative disease resistance protein RGA3. Lineage: Eukaryota; Viridiplantae; Streptophyta; Magnoliopsida; Lamiales; Lamiaceae. Gene Ontology annotation, molecular function: ADP binding. The record is from RefSeq and is a predicted model, not a curated record.